Molecule: messenger RNA, 1513 nt
Organism: Lentinula edodes (shiitake mushroom)
Lineage: Eukaryota; Fungi; Basidiomycota; Agaricomycetes; Agaricales; Omphalotaceae
Exons: 4
Coding region: 162-1178 (338 amino acids)
Source: RefSeq, a predicted model, not a curated record
CCUCUUGAAGGAUAUUUUGACAUCAUCGAAUUUUCCUGUCCCCUUGACGUCACCCGUUUAUCGAGGUAUAAAAAGGAACGAAAUUCAUCGAUUAAUUCCAGUUUAUCUCCAUCCCCACCUCGUAUCUUCCCCACGCAUUCGUAGACUUCUUCUUAACUGUCAUGUCUUACAACAACAACAACAACAACAACAACAGCGACUUCGGUUCGAAUGAUUCUUAUGGAUCAAACAACAACUCGAACUCGGAAUCUUACGGUGCGAGCGAUAGAGACACCGGCGCUCGCGGUGGUCAAGGAGAGUUUGGUCGUUCGAACGAUAAUGACUCUUAUGGGUCGAACAACAACAACUUCGAGUCUUCGGGAAACAAUAGCUCAUACGGCUCGAAGAACAGCAAUUCGUACGGUUCUGCAGGAAACGAUAACUCUUAUGGCUCGAGGGCCAACAACAGUAGUGACUCGUACGGGUCUUCGGGUAAUCACGGCUCGAGGAACAGCAACAACAGUAACUCAUACGGCCUUGCAGGAAACAACGACUCGUAUGGCUCAAAGAACGACAAUAACAACGAUACCUACGGGUCUUCUGGAAACGAUUCUUACGGUUCCAAAAAUCAUCAUAACCACCACGGUUCUUCAAACAACAACAAUUCCCCGGACUCUUACGGUUCUAACCCCAACUCAUACAGUUCCAACAACAAAAAUUCCUAUGGGUCCAACAACACGGAUGCCUACGGCAGUUCGAACAACGAUUCUUAUGGCUCGAACAACAACGACUCCUACGGCAGUUUGAACAACAAUUCUCAUGGCUCGAACACCAAAGAUUCUUACGCUGCUUCGAACAACAAUUCUUAUGGCUCGAAUACCAAAGAUUCUUACGGUGGUUCGAACAACGACGACUCCUACGGUAGUUCGAACAAUGACUCUUAUGGCUCGAGCAACAACAACCGUAACAACGAUUCCAACAACUCUUCCACUUAUGGAAAUAACGACUCUUAUGGGUCCAACAGCUCCAACUCCAACAACCAAAGUGGAAACCAGAAUCAGAGUUCCACGAAUUCCUACAUCGAGAAAGGUGUUGCGUACGCAGCUGAGAAGGCUGGUUAUAACCUCGACUCGCAAACGGCUGACAAGAUCAGCAACGCCGUUUCUGAGGGGCUGGGCAAGUUCGGAGGCAAGUGGUAAACUCGAAAUACGUCGUUCCACGGUAGUUGUUGAACAGAUGAAAUGAAGAUUGACAAGGUUUUGUCCAGGAUAAUCAUUAAAUUUGAGAUGUAGUAUAAGAGAAGUAUGAUGGACUGUGUGUACUCUAUACGGACAUAAUUGUCUUUCACAUAUAAUGCUGAGUCGGCCAGAUGGAACUCAUCGAAGCAAACUGGAAACCCUUUCUUUGCGAGAGCGAAUAAUGGGGUUCAUCUUCUAGUGUCUUCGGGUGGGCUUGGUCACGAAUUUACGUUGAAAAUUAAUCGACCAAGUCAUCAACAUCGAUUGUUGAAAACACUUCAUUUGGCUUUCCCUAA